AUGGCUUCUCGGUAUGACAGGGCAAUCACGGUCUUCUCCCCGGACGGACACCUUUUCCAAGUGGAGUAUGCGCAGGAGGCAGUGAAGAAGGGCUCCACCGCGGUUGGAAUUCGAGGAACUAAUAUAGUUGUGCUUGGGGUAGAAAAAAAGUCAGUGGCCAAGCUUCAAGAUGAAAGGACUGUGAGGAAAAUCUGCGCUCUCGAUGACCAUGUCUGCAUGGCCUUUGCAGACUUUAACGCUUCGACUGUCUUUGCAGGUCUGACAGCUGACGCUAGAGUAGUGAUCAGCAGAGCGCGGGUGGAGUGCCAGAGCCACAGGCUGACGGUGGAGGACCCUGUCACCGUAGAGUACAUAACUCGCUUCAUAGCCACUCUGAAGCAGAAAUAUACCCAGAGCAAUGGACGAAGGCCUUUUGGUAUUUCAGCCUUAAUUGUAGGCUUUGAUGAUGAUGGUAUCCCAAGAUUGUAUCAGACAGAUCCCUCCGGUACUUACCAUGCUUGGAAAGCAAAUGCAAUAGGCCGGAGUGCUAAAACUGUCCGGGAAUUUCUAGAAAAAAAUUACACAGAAGAUGCAAUUUCAAAUGACAAUGAAGCCAUCAAACUAGCAAUAAAAGCUUUGCUCGAAGUUGUCCAGUCUGGCGGAAAGAACAUUGAACUGGCUAUAAUAAGGAGAGAUCAACCUCUGAAGAUGUUUAGUGCUAAAGAAAUUGAAUUGGAGGUAACUGAAAUAGAAAGGGAAAAGGAUGAAGCAGAGAAGAAAAAGUCUAAGAAGUCAACCUAA
This is a messenger RNA of Apodemus sylvaticus (European woodmouse), 780 nucleotides long. RefSeq names its product proteasome 20S subunit alpha 8 (gene Psma8). The coding region runs from base 1 to 780 and encodes 259 amino acids. Gene Ontology annotation, cellular component: nucleus; proteasome core complex; proteasome core complex, alpha-subunit complex. Gene Ontology annotation, biological process: ubiquitin-dependent protein catabolic process. Lineage: Eukaryota; Metazoa; Chordata; Mammalia; Rodentia; Muridae. The transcript is spliced from 7 exons. The record is from RefSeq and is a predicted model, not a curated record.